GAUGUAGUAGCGUAUCAUCGUUCCAUCGUUGUUGACUCCGACUCCGAAAGCUGCUGAAGCUCUUGCUACACAGGCUCAGCGGGUCCAGUCCACCGCAGCAGGACCUAAGCUUUGUUGCACCAUGCUAAGUCCUCUGUUUCGAGCCCAUGGCCUCCUGGUGGCCUCACACCCAUGGGAGGUGAUUGUUGGCACUAUCACCCUCACCAUCUGCAUGUUGUCCAUGAACAUGUUUACCGGCAACGAUCAAAUCUGCGGCUGGAAUCUGGACUGCCCCAAAACAGAAGAGGAAAUUCUAAGCAGUGACAUCAUCAUCCUGACCAUCACUCGUUGUAUAGCCAUUGUCUACAUAUAUUUUCAGUUCCAGAGCUUAAGACAACUGGGGUCCAAAUACAUUCUAGGAAUCGCUGGUCUUUUUACCAUUUUUUCCAGUUUCGUGUUCAGCACAGUUGUUAUUCACUUUUUUGAUAAGGAGCUCACUGGCCUCAACGAGGCGCUGCCCUUUUUCUUGCUUCUCAUUGACCUUUCCAAGGCCUGCACCCUUGCCAAGUUUGCCUUAAGCUCCAAUUCUCAGGAUGAAGUGAGGGAAAACAUUGGAACUGGUAUGGCUGUACUCGGCCCUACCUUCACUUUAGAUGCUCUGGUGGAGUGCUUACUCAUUGGAGUAGGAACCAUGUCAGGUGUGAAACAGUUGGAAAUCAUGUGUGGCUUUGGAUGCAUGUCUGUUUUAGCCAACUAUUUUGUGUUUAUGACUUUCUUCCCUGCCUGUGUCUCACUGGUCCUUGAGUUGUCACGUGAGAGUCAGGAAGGUCACCCGAUCUGGCAGCUAAAUGACUUCUCCAGAGUGAUGGAGGAGGAGGACAACAAACCCAAUCCUGUAACUCAGAGAGUCAAAAUGAUCAUGUCUCUUGGACUGGUGAUGGUUCAUGCCCAUAGCCGAUGGAUUUCCAAACCAUUGUCCUCAAAUACAACAGGGAGUAAUGAACAACUUGGCAUGGAGCUGGAUCAGUUAUCUCCUAGAAGAAUUGAGCCAGAAAUGCCACUGUGGCACUUCUACCUCAGCAGAAUGAUAACUAUGGACAUAGAGCAAGUGAUCUGUCUGGCCUUGGCUCUGCUGCUGGCUGUCAAGUACAUCUUCUUUGAGCAAGUGGAGAUGGAAUCUACACUGUCUCUUAGGAACCCCAUCACCAUGGCUGCUCCCAGCCCAAACCAGCAAUACAACAAGACCUGCUGCAUGAGGAAGUCUUCUGCACCCAGAUCUGCAGCCCCUGCAGCCCCCUGCAGGGAGGAGAGAGAUGAAGUUAUUCGGCCAUUUCCGGCCCCCACCAUUGACUGUCAGUCAAAGAGCUUGUUUGUCAUUGGGGAAGAAGAUGGGGAGAUGAAGUAUGACAACACUGAGCCCAGUCUGCUGCAGAAUCCCAGAGGACUUGAUGAAUGUGUGUCUAUCUUUAACAACCCUGAGCAAGGGCCAUAUCAUCUAAGUGAUGCUGAGGUGAUGCUGCUGGUUACCUCCAAACACAUUCCAGCAUACAAACUGGAGGCUUUGAUGGAGAAACCAGAGAGAGGAGUGGCGAUACGAAGACAGAUGAUCUCUGCCAAGCUUUCUUGUUCUUCUGCACUCUCCUCCCUUCCAUACAUCAACUACGACUACUCCAAGGUUAUGGGUACCUGCUGUGAGAAUGUGAUUGGUUACAUCCCAGUACCGGUUGGAGUUGCAGGACCGCUACAUCUGGAUGGAAAACAGUUCCAGGUUCCCAUGGCAACUACAGAAGGUUGCUUAGUUGCAAGCACUAACCGAGGCUGUCGUGCAAUUGCUCUGUCCGGAGGAGCCAGCAGCUGUAUCCUGGCUGAUGGCAUGACUCGUGGUCCUGUGGUCAGACUCCCAUCUGCCUGCAAGGCUGCCGAGGUCAAGGCCUGGCUGGAGAGUCCAGAUGGCUUUCAGGACAUCUCAGAGGCUUUUGACAACAGCAGCAGAUUUGCUCGGCUACAAAAAUUGCUGGUUGGUCUGGCUGGGAGAAAUCUUUACAUACGCUUCCAGUGCAGGACAGGAGAUGCUAUGGGAAUGAAUAUGAUCUCUAAGGGCACAGAAAAGGCUCUGAGCAGGCUGCAGCAGCACUUCCCUGAGCUGCAGGUAGUGGCAGUCAGUGGGAACUACUGUACAGACAAGAAACCUGCUGCUAUCAACUGGAUUGAAGGCAGGGGCAAGUCUGCUGUCUGUGAAGCUACAAUCUCUGCAAAGGUGGUCCAAGAGGUAAGAGGAGUCAGGCCUACAAGUCAGGCCUACUCUUUACACAAAACUACUAUGAAGGUUCUACUUUGCUUUCCCAUUUUAUUAUGCUUUCUUCACAUCAUGUGCAUACAGUUCAAUAAAUUAUUUUCAUUGUUUUAGUAGCAUGGUUUUAUG
Molecule: messenger RNA, 2401 nt
Organism: Poecilia latipinna (sailfin molly)
Lineage: Eukaryota; Metazoa; Chordata; Actinopteri; Cyprinodontiformes; Poeciliidae
Product: 3-hydroxy-3-methylglutaryl-coenzyme A reductase-like
Exons: 16
Coding region: 122-2386 (754 amino acids)
Biological process (GO): coenzyme A metabolic process; sterol biosynthetic process; isoprenoid biosynthetic process
Cellular component (GO): endoplasmic reticulum membrane; peroxisomal membrane
Molecular function (GO): NADP binding; protein binding; hydroxymethylglutaryl-CoA reductase (NADPH) activity
Source: RefSeq, a predicted model, not a curated record